AGCGCUAUGGCUUCAGUCCUGACGCAAGAUCUUGGGCCACUAUUAGUCUUCGGAUAAAGGAAGGAAAUACAAGGCUUUGAGGUCCGAGAAGUAGGAUUAAUUGCGACAGUCCUUGCGGAUCACAAGCUGCAAUAAAACCGGGAAAAUGGCUGCUAAUAAGGCGAAGAAAGUUACAAAAAUGGCCACGAAAGCAUGUCCGGAUUGUGACCAACAGAUUCCCGUUGCCUGUAAAUCAUGCCCUUGUGGAUUCAUUUUUAUAAGUAGAAGACUGCUGAAUGCUAAACAGACUGAAAAAUCACCGCCACCUAAUUUAGACAACAAGUCAGCAGCUAAGAGAAGGAGAACAGAAAGAGCGCGUCGAGAGAAAGCCAAUUCUCCUCUAACCAAAGAUUUGGAAAACAGAAAGCGCUCUAGAUCAGAGAGCCAUUCUGAGCAGAUUCGGCGGCGGCGAGGGCGACCAAAAACUGGCCCAAGCAAAAAACACGAUGACGAUAAAGAAAGGCAAGAAAAAGAAGUUGAUGUAUAUGCCAGUCUUUCAGAUGAAAGAGCCUUUGUAUUUUCAGUGGCGUUGGCAGAAAUAAACAGAAAAAUAAUUAAUCAGAAAUUAAUUCUUUGACAAAGCAUGCAAAGGUGAGAGAUAACCACAACUCAGGACUCAAACUCUUGCUCCGUUUGUUUCACCAAUGUGGACCUUGUACUAUGGCAUUUUCUAGCAAUAUUGUGGAAACCUGAACCUUGCUGUCGGACUCCUUUUUACCUUGCUUAAUUGUCAGAUGACUGCUCGUAACAGCAAAACUUUCAGAGGCCAUGGAUGUGGACAUGCAGUAGUUUGAACUUGUACACCAAAGCGGAAGAAGACAAUUCUUUAAAUUCCAAUCUCACUUUGUACAAAAAUAAUGCUACGUUGAACUUGGAAGAGUAACGUGGUUUGAUGCAUUGACCAAGAAACGGGUGAAGUAUAGGAAAUAUUUUCUUCCUCAUCAGUUUCAGCAGGUGAUCAGAUUAAACCAAGAAAGGGAACAUAAGUUGUUCCUGUAGUGUAUUUGGAAGGACCUAGAAAUUAUUAAUUCUUGUUUCAGAUGCACAUUUCUUUCUGUAUUUUACCUUAUUUAUGACAUUGAGUGCAUGGAAGUAUUCUCUGUUCUGAUCGGUGUAAUUAGUCUAACACUGCAAAUAAUCAUAAAAUACUAUAAUAAAAAAAAGUCUUAAGUUUCAUACAUCUUUUGAUCUAUUUUCAAUUUUAAGUGUAAAUAGUAAAUUUUAACUUUCGUAGUUUGACACUAGCAUAAAUUAAUCCCAGGAAUCUACUGCAUGUAGUCCAACAAUUUUUGGAGUUAUUUUAAUAUUUUCCUCUGUAAUAAAUGCAUUUAUUUACAUUAAUGUGUGGCAUAAAUAGACUUUUGGCAUGAAGGCUGAAGUAAGAAGCUGCACUUGUGAACUUGAUUGUCAGUUUCCUUCCUGGUGAUGUUUAAUUGAUGCAUAUCCUUUCAUUUACAUUGUCGAUAUGAGGAUAUUGCUAGUAAGAGAAAUGGACACACAGUGGGAUUCUGAUGGGCAUAAAACAUGUUGCAACAGGACCCAACCAAAUACUGUUCAAGAGGUGAUAGAAUUGUAGUAUCCUUAUGAAACAGAAAGAAGCUAUCCAAUUCAUUGAGUACUUACAGCCUUUCUGCAGAGCAAUCACUCAGUUUCAUUACCCUGCUCUUUUCCUGAUGGUCUGCAAAUUAUUCCCUCGAAACCCCUUUUGAAAGCCCUGAUUGACUCACUUUCACCUCCCAAUUGUAGAAACCAAGUGUUCUGUUGUAAUCACAUUGUAUUUAAAAAAAAGUUAUUGCUCAAAUCCAUUCUGUACUCUUUCUUCCUUCUGCCCACCCCAUACCCUGCCUUGUCCUUUGUCUAUCACUAUAAAUCUGCGUUCCCUGAAACAUCUGAUGGGAGCAGCUUCUCUCUAUUUAAACCUGUCAUGAUCUUAAAUUUAAAAAAAAUUUUAUUUACAGCGUGGUAACAGGCCCUUCCGGCCCAACAAGUCUGCGCCGCCCAUUUUAAACCCAAAUUAACCUACCCGUACGUCUUUGCAAUGUGGGAGGAAACCAGAGCACCCGGAGGAAACCCACACAGACACAGGAGAACGUACAAACUCCUUACAGACGGCGAUGGGAAUUGAACCUCGAUCACUGGCGUUGUAAUAGUGUCGCGCUAACCGCUACGCUACCGUGCCGCCUUUUUUUUAGAAGCUUUUGCUCCAAAGAGAACAUCUCCAGAUUCUUGGGUGUAAACUUCUUUAAAUUCUUAUUUUAAUAGCUUUUAUGGCUUUUAUAACUAAAUAGCUGAAAUCCCUUAUCCUAGGAACCAAUAUUUUCUCUACUCAGUCUUGAACUUUUGCUUGCUUCCUAAAGUCAGCAGACUAGAAUUAGACCCACUCAU
This is a messenger RNA of Pristis pectinata (smalltooth sawfish), 2424 nucleotides long. RefSeq names its product chromosome 13 C16orf87 homolog (gene hdip1). The record is from RefSeq and is a predicted model, not a curated record. Lineage: Eukaryota; Metazoa; Chordata; Chondrichthyes; Rhinopristiformes; Pristidae. The coding region runs from base 146 to 616 and encodes 156 amino acids. The transcript is spliced from 5 exons.